Hirundo rustica (Barn swallow) is the source of this 1936-nucleotide messenger RNA. It is a transcript of the gene ELMOD3, whose product is annotated as ELMO domain containing 3. NCBI's taxonomy places the organism in Eukaryota, Metazoa, Chordata, Aves, Passeriformes, Hirundinidae. The record is from RefSeq and is a predicted model, not a curated record. The coding region runs from base 89 to 1120 and encodes 343 amino acids. The transcript is spliced from 11 exons.
CUACCCAGCGGGCGAAGGUGCGGACUACAGCUCCCGGCGUGCAGCGCGGCCGGCUCCGGCUGAGGAAACCUGAAGCGUUAGAGAGGCCAUGAGCGGCGUCGGGGGCUCGGAGCGGUCGGAGGAGCAGCCGGAGGAGCGGCAGCACGUUGUCCCCCCGAUUCCAGCUGUGGGGCAGGAAGAUGUCCUGCAGGAGCUGGUGCUUGGAGUGGGGCAGCCCCCAGACUCUGGGAUCAGCGAGGAGCAGCGCCAGGCCCGGGAGGAAUGGGAGGCUCUGGAAGAGAUCCAGUCAGGGUUGGGGGGCACCUCAAGCACGGUCUUCCCUCCGAUUUCCUUCACUGAGGCACUGCAGCACUUCCAGAGUGCCGAGCUCUCCGAGAGCCGGGGCAAGGUCCAGGUGCCAGGGCGUCGGGGAAUCCUGGCUGCCCUGCUCCGCUGCCUCUGCUUGGCCCCCCGGCUCCGGCCGCAGCUCUGGAGAGAGCAGGAGCUGGCACUGGCCAUGGCACAGUGUGCCCUGGAUGACUCAGAGUGGGUGCACAUGCGGAUCCUGCAGACCAUCUACCAGCAGCUGACACGCUCCAGGCUGGGCUGCCCGCGCUACGGAGCACACUGGGAGGAGCUGGGCUUCCAGGGUGUGGAUCCUGGGACUGACCUGCGUGGGACAGGAAUGCUGGGGCUGAUGCAGAUCCUGUUCUUUGUCCUGGAUUCUCGGACGCUGCCACUGGCACGAGAGAUUUUCCGGCUCUCCCAGCAUGAAACCCAGAAUUUUCCCUUCUGCAUCAUGUCUGUGAACAUCACCCGGAUUGUCAUCCAGGCGCUGCAGGAGGAGCGGCUCUGCCGGGAGUGCAACCGGCGGCAGCAGGUGAUCGGGGUGCUGAAUGACCUGUACGCCGCUGCCUUCCUGCGGCUCUCCCGCCUCUGGAAGCGGCAGCACGGGACCAUCGCUGACGCUGGCUUCUUCCUCAAGGAGCUGGAAUUAUCCGCCAAAAAGAAGCCGAGGCAGCUGCUGAAAUCCCUGGAAGCCUACCUGAGCCGUGGCCUUCAGCCUCCCUCCUCUCCCUCCUCCCAGAUCCACUUCACCAGCAUUUGUGACCCUGGAGUGGAGCUGGAGGGAGAUUCCUAACUUACCUGACACGGGGUGGGAUGCUGCCUAGGGAAUUCUGGUGGAUCAGCCCUUGGAGGGAGACACACUGGUGUUCCCCCUGGUUUGGGGGCUCAGGAAGGGCUGGGAGAAGUCACAAAGCCAGGAUUUUGCCUGCUCCAGCUGGAACUCUCUGGGAGCAAAGGAAGAAGAGGUAGUGGAGCAGGGGAUUCCAUGAGCCACCCAGUCUGGCACUGGGAUAGUCCCUCUCUCCAUCCCAAAUCCAGGGUCCUACCUGGGUUCUUAGCCUUCCCAGGUGGAGCUGAAAGGUGGUGCUGGGUUCCUGGAUCCCAUCCCAGCCACGCCUGGAAUGGGUAACCCCCCCACUUUGGGCUGUGGCAGGCCCCCCAGGGCCACUGUGGGGUGUCAGCACCCAAAAAAGUUAUUAAAGGGGGAGACGAGGGGUCUGGUGGAAAAGAGUUUUGGAUUUGACACUGGACUUUGUAUCUGGGGGAAGGCAAACUGGGGGUGCCCAGAGUCCACUUUGGAGUGAAAAAGGUGCUGUGGAGGAGAGAAAUGAGGGUUGAGAGCUCCAAGGAGGAGGGGAAGCUGCUCCUCUGGGAGUAGUUCAGGGAUAGUGCUUGGGAAUGGCCUCUAAAAAUGGAGAAAAGCAGUCCCCAAAGCCCAAAUCUGGAGAGAAAUGAGGGGUUUGGAGGAGAGGAGUGAGAGCCUGGGGGAGAAUGGAGCAUUUUGGCCCCAGCCCCCCUGAGAGGGAAGUGAUUCCUGGGGGCUAGGAAUGCUCCUGGAUGGGAAAAAAAAAAAAAUAAAUGGAGAAAGAGGAGCCUGGAGUUGGGGUUU